Molecule: messenger RNA, 11253 nt
Organism: Scophthalmus maximus (turbot)
Lineage: Eukaryota; Metazoa; Chordata; Actinopteri; Pleuronectiformes; Scophthalmidae
Gene: kcna4
Product: potassium voltage-gated channel, shaker-related subfamily, member 4
Exons: 2
Coding region: 376-2526 (716 amino acids)
Biological process (GO): protein homooligomerization; potassium ion transmembrane transport
Cellular component (GO): membrane; voltage-gated potassium channel complex
Molecular function (GO): delayed rectifier potassium channel activity; protein binding; potassium ion binding
Source: RefSeq, a predicted model, not a curated record
ACCCACGGAAGGCCCGUCCCUCUCACAUGCAGGAAGAGAGGCUGAUGAAUAUCUGCGAGCAUAUAAGUAGCCACAUGGACCGCGCUCGGCACGGACCCUGACGGAGGUGCGCGCGCGCGCGUGUGUGUGUCUGUGUGUGUGUGUGUGUGUGUGUGUGUGUUUGUUAUUGUGACAUUCUCACGUCGACGAACCGACUGGUCCGAACCCGGUUUCAUGCCUCAUCUUCUCUCCGUGCGCGCGCCGAGCUGCAACUUUUCCUCCCUGGCCUGCGCCCCCGUCUCCGCGAGGCGGCCACUGUAGCGCGCCCCGCGGACCGCACCGCGCCGCGCCGCACCGCACCGGAGCGGACCGGACCGCUGAUUUUUAUUUUUUAAGAUGGACUUCGCCAUGGUGGGUGCGGACGGCGGGUGCAACAGUCACCUGCAGUACGGAUAUGUCCGAGCUCGCGUGCGGGAGAAGGAGCGCGAGAGGGAGCGCCAGGCAACGCAGUCUCGAGCGGCGGCUGCCGACGGUGGCUCCGGUGUGGAGGGAGGCGGCGGCGGCAGCGGCGUAGGGGGGUCCACCUCCACGUCCUCCUCCACGUCCUCCUCCUCCUCCUCCUCCUCCUCCUCGGGCACUCAUCCCCUUAACAACCGCCAGCACCAGUCUCGCGCCGCCUCCUCCUCCACCAGCGCCAACAUCAGCAGCAGCAGCGGCGGCGGCGGCGGCGGUACCGCCUCGCGCCCCUCCUCCUCCUCCUCCACCACCUCCUCCUCCUCCUCCUCCUCCUCCUCCCCCUCGCAGCCGCCACAACACCAGCAGGAGCCGGAGGAGCAGCACAGAGUUCUCAGAGAGCGGAAGAAGCAGCGCGGCGUCGCGCGGUGGAGACGCAGCCGGACGACGCACGGCGCGGAUCUGCACCAGUCGGAGCUGGCGCUGCUCGGAUCCGAGGGCGACAUGAUGAUCGAGGAGGAGGAGGAGGAGGAGGAGGCCGAGGAGGAGGAGGAGGAGGAGGAGGAGGAGGAGGCGGGGGGAAACCGGGGAAGCAAGAGGUCGAGUUUUCUGUGUACCAUGGAUGAUGAAGAGGAGACGGUGUCGAUCACCGACAGGCGCCCGCAGUCCGGCUACGAGAGCGGCUACAGCGAGUACGGCUGCUGCGAGCGGGUGGUCAUCAACGUGUCGGGGCUGAAGUUUGAAACUCAGCUCAAGACUCUCGCCCAGUUCCCGGACACGCUGCUGGGAGACCCCGGCAAGCGGAUCCGGUACUUCGACCCGCUGCGGAACGAGUACUUCUUCGACCGGAACCGGCCGAGCUUCGACGCCGUGCUGUACUACUACCAGUCCGGCGGGCGCCUGAAACGGCCCGCCAGCGUGCCGUUCGACAUCUUCUGCGAGGAGGUGAAGUUCUACGAGCUGGGCGACGAGGCCAUCCUCAAGAUCCGGGAGGACGAGGGCUUCGUGAAGGAGGAGGAGAAGCCGCUGCCGGAGGACGAGUUCAAGCGGCAGAUCUGGCUGCUCUUCGAGUACCCGGAGAGCUCGAGUCCGGCGCGGGGCAUCGCGGUCGUGUCCGUGCUCGUCAUCGUCAUCUCCAUCGUCAUCUUCUGCCUGGAGACGCUGCCGGAGUUCAGGGACGAGAAAGAGUACCUGCAGCCGCGGCCCAACGCCACGCAGCAGCCGGACCCCGGCUUCACCCCCUUCAACGACCCCUUCUUCAUCGUGGAGACCGUGUGCAUCAUCUGGUUCUCCUUCGAGAUCGUGGUGCGCUUCUUCGCGUGCCCGAGCAAAGCGGCGUUCUUCAAGAACAUCAUGAACACGAUAGACAUCGUCUCCAUUCUGCCUUACUUCAUCACGCUCGGCACGGACCUGGCGCAGCACCAGGGCAACGGGCAGCAGGCGAUGAGCUUCGCCAUCCUCAGAAUAAUCCGCCUGGUGCGCGUCUUCCGCAUCUUCAAGCUGUCGCGCCACUCGAAGGGGCUGCAGAUCCUGGGCCACACGCUGCGCGCCAGCAUGCGCGAGCUGGCGCUGCUCAUCUUCUUCCUGGUCAUCGGCGUCAUCCUCUUCUCCAGCGCGGUGUACUUCGCCGAGGCGGACGAGCCCAGCUCGCAGUUCACGAGCAUCCCCGACGCCUUCUGGUGGGCCGUGGUCACCAUGACGACGGUGGGAUACGGCGACAUGAAGCCCAUCACCGUCGGCGGCAAGAUCGUGGGCUCGCUGUGCGCGAUCGCCGGCGUGCUGACCAUCGCGCUGCCGGUGCCGGUCAUCGUGUCCAACUUCAACUACUUCUACCACCGGGAGACGGACAACGAGGACCAGCCGCCGGCGGUGGAGAGCAUGCCCCCGGGCUGCCCGUACUUCCCGGACUUUCUGCGGAGGUUCAGGGGCUCGCCCUCCGCGUCCUCGCUGGGCGACAAGGCGGAGUACAUGGAGAUGGAGGAGGGGGUCACGGAGUCGCUGUGUGGCCUGGACAAGAGUCCCAGUAAAGGGAACGGCACAGACAUCAGCAGGAAAAACAGUACGAACUCCAAAUCCAUUCAGACUGACGUGUGAUUACAAGAAGAGUUUCGGGUUUUUUUUUUAAUAUUCUUUGGGAAGAAAAAAAAAAUUCCCUGUGAGGAUAAUUCUUUAUGCCCAUGAGCAGGUGGUCCCCCUCCUCUGACACACGUUUUACGCACGCCAGGCGCGCACAGACACACACACACACACACACACACACACACACACACACACACACCAACCCCAAUUGGCACUUUUCAUUCUCUCCAUCCCAGAACAAUAGAGUUGCUCCCAACAAUCCUCUCUGCACACAGACACACCGACCAUUAGGGAAAGAAUUUGGACCCAAUGAAUUCAUCAUAAACCUCUGUGGGCUCACGAAUCUGACAUAAACCAAAAGGAAAUUCUAGAGAAGACGACCUAUGCAUUCGCACUUUAUGGGUUUCAUCUGUCAACAACACAGUGGAUAUAGGGAUGGGCGUUAUAUAUUUUUUUGCCGUUAUGCAAUAAAGUGGAAAUUUGUUUGCACUAAUGUAGAAUUUGCGCUGGGCUUCGGCCUCCGUUUUACUUCAGAGACAAAAAAAAACUGUAGGCCACGCAAAUGGCAAUAAUCUAUAGUCAUCCUCCAAGACACCACUUGAGCCGACGAAUGUUUGAGGGCAGCUUCCACAAAGAGAGCGAACGGAGGACAUUGACAUCCCCCUCCCAUAUGCUGCCACUUCAAAAAAAUAGGACUCCAAUAAAGGAAAGGUCUAAUUUAGAUUUAGAACAAAACAACUUUUCGUUACUGCUCCAACAAUUAAUAUGAACAAAACCGAUAACGAAAUUGAUAAGACACAGCGUAUAGCAGUCAUCGGAAAAAAAACCAGGGCUAGAAUUACUACACAAAUAUGCUUUUUCCACACAACAGGCCUCAAAGGCCUUGUGUUGUUGACCCACCGUGAGAGCCAAGCACAUGAAUCAUCAGAGUUUUAAAACGUGGCUGGAGAAAAAUGACUUGCCCCCGCCAGGUUUUCUUCUCUGCGGACAGCCUCGGAGCCCGUGGCGACGAAGUUUCCCCAGUUUCGUUCGAAAAACCCACCUCAAAAGUGACAAUAUCCCUUUACACGGAACGCAGACGGAAAGCUAUAGCAAAAAUGACUCCAAUGCUGCGGGGAAAAGCUCCUCGGACGAGGGAGUUGGCGAGCAACUUCCUCUCCCGUCCGCUGGACGUAGUGCACAAAAUGUUUUUAUUUUUGGGUUUUUUUUUUGGUUCUCAAGAGGACUAUGCCCUCCGAGCUCAGAGGAUCUUCAGGAUGUGGACGUCUUCCAAGCGCUGCCAGUUACACGGAGAGGGAGAAACCCAGACACCGCCCACCCCCGGACACACAUCUCUGGAAACUGCAGAAAACAAGCAUUGUGAACGGUCGUCUUGAGCACGAGCGGACACUGAUGAUAGCAACAACAACAACAACAACAACAACAACAACAACAACCACAACUGGACGGGACCCUGCAUUUCUGGACGAGUGGCGAUGAGCGGCGCCGUGCGACCGGCCCUGGAGGGUCGGGACUGCAGUUGGUAGACGAGUAAGUCGUGGCCCAAAGUGAUUGCCUUAAAUACUACACACAUACAGACGUACGGCGUGAUGAAACUAAGAGACUUAUAUCGGUUCAAAGAUGUUUUUCUCUACGUGUGGAAAAAAAAAAGUGUCUUGUAAGGAACAGAUGUGAAUAUUUUAAUAUGAUAGAGUUAAUGUUUGGUUGUAACGUCGACAUAAUGUUUUAGUUGGGUCGGCUUCGUAGGUGUCAUUGGUUUGCCAAGUGGUGGGUUUGCUCUCUGCUUGUGCGCGGUCAGCAGUACGACUUAAUCUAUUUUUCAAAUCUUGUUUCGUAUCGUCGACCGAACAAGGCUGGCCCGAGUCGCUCGCUCGCUCGCUCGCCCACUCAAAAAAACGCUGGCGACUUGAAAGCGUGAAAGUCAUCAGACAUGAAAAUCCUCAUCCAGAACGUGUACAGAGGGUUUGGGAGAGAAACGCGAGACAAAGCGGUCGACCGGCGACGACGACUAAUCGCAGCACACUGACACACAUCAGAAGUAUCUCCUCUUACAUUAAGAUCCACUUACACUAAAGCAAAGAUGUCAGGCACAUAAACAUCACCAUGAAUAUCUGCCACACUCACUUUCCCAUCACCGAAGAACAGCGGACGACGCCCGCCCCAACGGGUCGUCGGCGUAAAGACGAAAUACCUUAGGUUUUUUUCUCAGAUGCAAAUUUAGAGCUGACCAGCUGCUUUGUUGAUGUUUUCACUUUGACUUUAACUGUAUGCAAAAGUAACAUGGACGUGUGUUCUAUAUUUUUUUAAACCUAGCCUUGAUAAUUACAUAACCAAAGGUGAAACCCUGAAUCUAUUGUAUGUCGUGGACUUCUGGAAAUGUUGUGAUAUAGAUGCACACUGAAUAGAGUGGAGAAAAAAAAAAAAAUGUACAUAACAGACGUUUAUACUUGUGUGUCCUACGGUGUGUUGCGGAUAAGAGUCAUUUGAGACUUUUUUCUUUCUUUGACUGUUACGACCAUCAAACGUAAUCAUCUGUGUUCGGUUCGUCCUCGCUGAUACAAUCAUGUUCUUCAUAUUGUUGCGAAUGCUGCUUCAACGUUGUCAUGACAUUGUCAUGUUUUGUCUUUGUUCUUUUCUUCUUUUUUUUUGGAACAUACUGCCUAUUGAAUAACCCCUGACUCUUUUAUUUGGCAUUCUUAAACUUUGCCACAGAAGCAUUGGAUGAUGUCACCUCUGUUUGACCUGCGAUGUUGCCCCAUGAAUGAAAUAAUUGGCAAUGUCCACUGACUUUUUUGUUUUGGAGUGGUAAUGAGUUUCACAACGUAUUUUUUAUGAAGACAGUGUUUUAUUUUCCUACGUUUUCCUUUUGAAAAAGUAUCCUUUACAUACUAUGUUAACUAUCACAGCACUGGAAAGCUUGAAUAUAGCUCUUUAUCUUAGUUUCCGUAUUCCUCUACGUCAAAAAGAAAAUCCAAAGUUCACAUUCUUGUUCUUUUCUCUUUUUCUCCUUUCAAAAAACAUCAUAUCUGUAAUUACCUCAACAAUCGUAUCCCUCAGAAAAGCUGUUUACUGAAUGUUCCACAUAUUUCCACAGUGUCAGAAACCCACAAAAGGUUUUUAAAUAGAUGUCAAUGCCGUGCUUGACAAAUCCGUAUGAGGAAGAUGUUAAUCGGGAAAGAUUAGAUACGAGCAGGUACCAACAGUUUUGCCAAGAACACCAGUAAACUCCAGAGGAGUAAAAUGAAUGAUCAAAUCUAUAAGAAAUUAAAGAAUAAAUAUUGGAGCCAAAGGACAAGGAUAGGUGAUUGUGAUAUUUGGUUGCAUCUCUCAAAUAUCUAUUUUUUGAAAAAAAAAAAUCACAUUCAUGUGAAUCAAAUAUUAGUCCAAUUAGUCUGAGAGUUGAAAAGUAAGAAACGGAAAGUAGGAGAUGAAAGGAAAAGGUAAACAAAGCACAGGCAUGUUUUCAAUCCAAUUAUGUUUUUAAUCAAAUUAUGUUUGAGAAUGAGUGAGCAAAGAGCAACAGGAGCCACAGGAUUAAAGGUACUGGUUGAUAUUUUGUGAAAUAUUCUAUUUUCAUUUCUUUGAGAGUUCCAUGAGAAGAUCAAAUCCACUCUGCUGCUACUGCCUGCAGCCAUUUAGCUUAGCUUAGCAUAAAGACCCUGUCACGACAAUAUCCAACAAUAUCCCACGUUUUUAUCAAUUUUCAGGUUCUUCCAAGAAAUAAACCAAUACACAACUCCCGUCUUUUUGCUCUUAGACUUUGGGUCUUUGUAGGAACAUUAUUAAUAAUCCUCUGUGCUAAGCUAGGCUAACCAGCUGCUGCCUGUAACUCCAUUUUCUCUGCACAAACAUGAGAGUGGUAUCGAUCUUGUCAUCCAACCCCAAAGCCAAAAAUAAAUAAAAUGAAAGAGUAUGCGCCUAUUUUCCAAAUGUCAAACCAUUGCUUAAAGAUAUAAACGAAAUGAAAACGUAAUCUUUGUGUAGAAAUAUGUUUUCAGUGGUGGUUUAAAUACCGAUAUCAAAUGACGACGGAGGCCUCGGUUCUGGCCUGGAGUUUUCGAGUUGGAUACAGUCGGGAGGAUGCAGAACUAUCAUACCAACAGCCUAUAGUGGCGUCACGUCCCUAACGUUGUGAGGGACAAAUGUAUAUAUCUGCUAAUACGUUCAGCCACAGUUUGGUAUGAACACAAGGCAGCAAAGACGGCCUCAGGUGAGCACAAAGAACAGGAACCGGAGCAGUCUGAGAAUUGAUCUUCUCCGCGUCGAAAAUCAAGCAGAACAAACGAGAUCAAAAAGAAAACGGAGAGAAAUCAAGUGGACUGUCUAUAACCCCCCCACCCCUUUUCGCUCAAUCUGUCAAUUAAAGUGAUUUAAUGUGGUCAGAGGCUGCAAUUACGUCGAGUCACCGUGGCCUCACUUGAAUCUGCUUCCACCAGCAGAUCACCGGUAACCCAGAGAAGGGCAGCGUGUCGUCAUGUGUGAGGGGAAGAAGAUAAUAAAGGUCGAUGGGCAGAUUAAAUAUUACGGGAGGAAAUGAAAUUCAUCCCCGUGUGCGCUGAAUGAGACUCGCGCGCUAAAUAAAAUGCUCAUAAUCCCGAGUUAUCCACAAUGGAUAUGUAUCAUGAUUCCAGGUCAUCCCGGUCAUAUCAUGGGUGCAAAGGGAUGAGUGGGAAAAAAAUAUAAUAAAAUCCAAACAAAACAAAACAAAAAUCUCAUUUUCUUGGACUCAGUAGUGCGACAUGUUCCUGUGGAUGUUAAAAUGAUACCUGCAGUGAUAGCGCUUGUGGUAGCUGUUGUGAUUCAGCACAGUUAAUGAGUAGAUUCUUUAAAGUCAGCGUGGGGACAUUACAUAACACGCAGAACAAGGUGAGAGCAGAGCAUAUUAAUUAUGAUCACCUCUGAGUUGGCAAACUCACCCGGGUGGCCACGUUUCCAACCAUCGCGGCCUCUGGCCUGAGGAGGAAGAGGAGGAGGAGGAGGAGGAGGAGGAGAUUCACCCGACACGCGUCAAUCAUGUUCAGUUAUUCUGUGGGGAAAAAAAACUACGAAAAAUAAACACGUAAAAUAGGAGAAGAAUUGAACUCAUUUAAAGGCAAUUCUCACUAGGGGAAUUGAUUUCACAUUAAGAAGGGCUGUCCUGGUGUCCAGAUGGUGAGAAACUGCUUUUCUGCUCAACAUCACGUACUUCUGAGGCCUAAACAACUGCCAGACUCAUUCGAUCCUCUGUGCUUUCCACCAGAGCAACUCGGCAGGAUUAACUUUAAGACAAAGGCCCCUGCUAGUCAAUAGCAAAGGAUUUCUUCCCAAACCCCCCCCCCCCCCCCCCCACAACCAAUUGACCACGGAUCUAAAGCCACGCAGGAACAACAACCCAGUGUUAAGAUUUAGUAAAUGUUAAACACAACGUUUUGAAACGCAACCGGAUCUUGAAGUUAGAUUUUAAAGUGCAUAAAUAAAAUUGUUCGUGGGAAGGAGUGUCAGGAAGCUCCUCUGUGGUUUGUUUUAUUUGCACAAUUAAACAAAAUAACAGACCGCCCACUAGGUUUGAGGGUUUUUUUGGGUCAUAAAAAGGAAAAAGUAUCUCAACCAAAGCUUUUGGUUAUCGAUUAAACAUUUAGAUUUUCAUUUAUAACAACAAAAGCUCUCACGGGGCAUUCAUCACAGCGAUAUGCACUUGAAUGGGGGGAAGAAACAAGAGUUUCAAUGCAGCUGUAAUAAACUGGAAAGUGAUUCUUUCUUUUAUUGAUCAUUUGGGCCCUGUCAAUCUUGAUGAUGCUACCCAGAGGGAAGGAGGAGCUUAAUCACUGGAAAAUAGCCUGGAUGGUUUUGUCAUUGGAAACCAUCAAAAUGGUUUAAAAAAUGAAAAAAGAAAGUUGCCCAACUCAUUAAAAGUUUUGUCCAUCCAAUCAAAUGAUGAGUAGCCAAACUGGCAACACUGGCUCCUUUUGCCCAUAGCAACCGGGAUGGGUGUGUUGAUACAAAACCCUACUUUUUGAACAUAUCUGAAUUCAAUGUUCAUGUAGUGAAUUCCAAAAACUAAAACUCCCGAGCAACCCGACUAAGCCCGGUAUCUUCACAUUGCACGCAGGCAGCGCUGUCUACAUUUUCCACGCGAGGCUCAGUUUGAAUAUAACAUGCGCAUACAUGCAUUAAAGAGGGAUGCACGAGUCGGAGGAUGAAAACUGGAGAGUGUACUGCGACAUCCCGCGGUGUAAGAUAACGCUGCGAAACCUGCUUCACGUCUUAAUCUCCUUAUAAACAAGGUGGCUCGGGAGGAGCGCCGCAAAAACUGUUGAACAGUGACGCAGUUUGUGUUUCUUUGGUAUUCGUCGUGCUGGAUGUUACGUGACCGGCUGGGUUUUUGUUUUUUUAACUGGGGUUGUUUGGCACCAUCUGCCAUCGUGCAGAGCAGUAUUACUGCAAACACAGCGAUGAGAGUUGUUUGCCUGGUCACCUCUGCACCGAGGAAACUGUCCCACACGGAAGACAAUUUAAUGGCUCUGCGGAAUGAAUUUGUUGGUCGAAAAAAAAGACACUUUCUUUCGAGGAUUAUGACAUUGUUUGAAGUGAUAAUACCCUUUCAUGGGCUUUGAAUAUCAUCCAAAAUGGAACUUGAUUGCAUUAGAACGCCUCUUCAUUGUCUGGCUCAGCGUACACCAGUGGCGGAGAGGAGACGGACUUUGUUUCGCUAAAUCGAGAAGGGGAAUUAACCGCUCAAGUGCUUAAUCCUUGAAAAAAGCCAAUUAGCAUUUUCCCACGUAUUUUAAUGACGACCACAGAGCCGACACGGCGUAGUGGAGGGCGUGGUGGGACUACAGUAACGCUUACGAACCAUACACGCGGUCAGACCACUAGUCCUUGUUCGCGAGUGAGUCGCAACAGCCCGUGAGCUCGGUGCUGCCAGAGUCUCCUUGAGCAAAGCGGCCUCUCGGGGUGUUUCAGACAGAUAUGCCAACACACCCCUACUGACACCAGCCUUCGUUUCAUCCAGAUAUGGAACACUCCCAUUUCGAGAAAGCGGAGAAAAAAAUUCAGUCGAAGAAUCAAAGCACAAGUUGACUGAGAUUCUCCGAGCUUGGGCAUUUUUUCAGUCUGAAGUGUAUUUAUUUGGGGACAAUUCGGUCCACAGAAGUAGAGUCAGGGCUCCUUGAUUUCACGCUGCCCUCCAGAGUCAAAUGAUUCCACUACAGUACAUCAAGUCUUCCUGUCCCGGUGGUGAAGAUGUCUGUGACAGGUAGAGGUAGCCGGGGAGCCGGACCCGGGGUCGGUGCGAGUGGCGCGAGGGCAGCGGCCCGGUGAAAGAGAGGCCUUCCCUGUUCCGGCUCCGAGAUAAACGUUCUCCUCUGCCCUCUGCUGAGAAGUCGUGGAUUGGAUGGCUCACGGCCACGUGAUACGAUACAGUCCCUGGCUUUCGUGUGACAUGAAAUGUCGUUGCCCGUUUCCAGUGUGAAGUUAGCAUAGCGCAUUAGCUCGGCGGGAGGACUUGGCGUUUUUUUUUUUACCACAGUAAGCAAACGUCGCUGUCAUCCCGAGCAUCCUGCCGAACCCCGCUCAAAACUCGGUAGUUCAAUGAAACGGGGAAAAAUUGUCGAAUAUUCGCAUUGAACGGACACAUUUUAUUUGACUGACAUGAUUGUCGUUUGGGUUCGGCCUAGUUCAAGCUAGCACACGCUAGUUAUGGACUGUCGGACAAAACAAGACAUCAGAACAGAUCUCCUUGGAUAUUUUACCGCAAAACAAUUCAUGAUUGAUCGACAUAAUAACUGCCGGUAAAUUUAGCAGCAGUUGCUGCCCCGAUGGCAAACGGGGAUUUCGAGAAUAUUGUGUAAUUUCCGCUCGGUGAUCGAUGCCCUGCGCUCUGUGACAUGGCCACGCUAUGUUUCAUAUCACUUUUUGGUAGUAAACAAUUCAGUGCUCAAAGCCCUGGGAGCUCAACACACUGCACGUGAGAAAAAGAUGUGAAUAGACACAAAACAAGCGCAUGAAGAAAAAAACUAUUUAACCAAUUUGACAACACAAAUGCAGCCCUUAGAACACAAGGUGGAUUACUGUAAAACAUGUAGGACAACACAUGCAUCACAGAAAACACAAACAAAAUACAGAAAAGUAUUGAUUGUGAUCUGUUUUGUUCCACAUAUAUCAUGAAAUAGGUGAAGAUGUUUGCUUCAUUUGAAGAUUAUUUAACUAAUUGCAGUGCGUCGAGCUCUCGGGGGGCCGCUGCGUUUUCUUGCGUCAAAAGUACGAACGAUGCGACUACUCUUUUUAGAAGCACAAAGUUCAAGUCGAUGACAAGGUGUCGUGUACCUUCACUCGGGUGACAGUUGGUAGUUGCGGCAGAUCUUUUGUCGUGUCGUAUUCAACAGACUACAUGUGAUUUGCAAAGCAAAUUUUUUCCGCGUCGCGCUACAUGAGCGAGUUUGCCCGCGGCAUCAUUCGCGUUUACGUGCACAAGUAAACACAACCCGCAAAUUUCCCGCUCGCUCUCUUUCGGAGCGAAGGCGUCGGUGACUUCGGGAUAAUCUCAGCGCUAAUUGGCAUUUCGCGACAUUGCCUCACGGCGACAAUUCGCUCGAGCUCAAGCACCUCAACCCGAGCGAGUGAAGCGCGUGGCGCAAAUUUCGCGUGGCGUCAUUUGCGUCUACCCGCGCCUUUGCAUUUGCAAUUUCCUAUUUUUCCCACAAGAUAUCUCUGAUCCAUCAAUCUAUGAUAUAGGAAGCUUUUAGGGGGGGGGGGGGGGGAGGG